Dermacentor silvarum is the source of this 1197-nucleotide messenger RNA. It is a transcript of the gene fabp, whose product is annotated as sodium/calcium exchanger regulatory protein 1-like. Gene Ontology annotation, biological process: fatty acid transport. Gene Ontology annotation, molecular function: fatty acid binding. Lineage: Eukaryota; Metazoa; Arthropoda; Arachnida; Ixodida; Ixodidae. Gene Ontology annotation, cellular component: cytosol; nucleus. The transcript is spliced from 4 exons. The record is from RefSeq and is a predicted model, not a curated record. The coding region runs from base 154 to 549 and encodes 131 amino acids.
UCUCCGUCUACCGAGCUGAGCGAGUCUCGAGACACACAAGACCGGCGAAGCCGUCAUCGCAAGUUCACUUCAGCCCCGGCCCGCGCAGACAGCUCGUAGCCGCACCUCCGUCAGCGUCUCAGCCUACAGCACCGACCCACCGUAGCUAGAGCCAUGGCAGCAGCUUUCGUCGGCAAGUGGAAGCUCUCCGAGAGCGAGAACUUCGACGAGUUCCUCAAGGCGCUCGGCGUUGGGCUGGCGUGGCGCAAGCUCGGCCAGACGUCCAAGCCCACGGUGGAGAUCAAGGUCGAGGGUGACGACUGGUCCAUCAAGACGCACACCAUGCUCAAGACGACCGAGCUCAAGUUCACGCUCGGCAAGGAGUUCGACGAGGACCGCAUGGAUGGCUCCAAGGUCAAGUCUAAGGUGACGCUGGAGGAUGGCAAGCUUGUUCAGAAGCAGUCCGGCGACAAGGAGGUGACCAUCGUCCGGGAGGUCAAGGACGGCCAGCUCCACGUGACGUGCUCCCUGGACGACAUCACCUCUCUCCGCAAGUACCUGAAGGAGUGAGCUCGGAUCUCCUCGAGACUUGGGCCGCCGGCCCGCGCGCGCUGGGGCGCGUGUGACGAACGAGGACGUCCUUGGCCCACGCUGUUCGUGUGCCGCAAAGACGGCGACGAGCUCUGUUGUUCCUAACUCUUCGCUCGCCCCGCCUCCCGGUGUUGUGUGGUCUGCUCGCGCGGUGUGCUUCCGCCGGCGACCAGGGUUCAUGCUGGGGUCGCCCCCCAACAACGAAGUCUCCUUGUCUUCGAGCUUUGGUGCGGCCUCAGCAGGCUGCCUGCGUCUCGCCGCGAAUUCCAAGUUGUGUUUUGUUUUUUUCUGCCCAAAGACAAUCCGUGUGCUGCUUUUCCCCGCCUUGGGUUUCCAUCUCCUCGUCUUGUGUUCCCUCCACCCCUGCGUAAAAGUUGAGUUAAAAGAUCCGCUUUUGUCGUCAGUCAGCGACAGUCGCGCGUGAAAGGCCCUAAAAGAAAGUGUUUUGAAAGUUUAAGUAGACCCCCCCCCCCCUUUUUUUUUGUUCUUCUGUCUCUUUGGGAAUUAGCCGUUAUUGUACCUUUUUGUUUACCCUUAGCGUCGGUCCACCGAGUGGAUUCUUGUUCGCGUUCCUAUUCAUUCCUUCCUUCCUCUUUGUACCCGAAGAGAUUUUUGUGCCGAGUUUUU